AUGCAGCCUACAGAAAUCCUCGCCAUACUGGCGGGAACUUACCAGCUUCUCAACACCUCAGCCACACGUGAUGGAGUCGCCGUACCAGACCGAACAUACGGUUCCAACCCCGUUGGCAUCCUCUCCUACAGCAAAUCCGGCUUCAUGUCCGCAACGAUUACAUCAACAGAUCCCGAAGAUCGACCCGCGAACUUGACAUUCCCCUUCGAGGAUUCACAAUCAGACGCCGACUGGGCCCUUGUUGGAAAGCACAGCAUCGGCUACGCAGGGCCGCUCCGAAUCAGCGACGCCUUCCCCGCGAACGCAACCUUCGGUCAAGUCAUCCACGGACCAUUGACUGUAGCCAACGUCCCGUCCAUGGCCGGGGGUAGCCAAGCGCGCAAUUACACACUCUACGAGGACGGAAAGAUUCUCCGCAUCUCAUCACAAAGGGACGGCGGAAAUCGUGGAGAGCUUUGGUGGAAGAGGCUGGACUGA
This is a messenger RNA of Colletotrichum phormii, 477 nucleotides long. Its product is annotated as Lipocalin-like domain-containing protein. The record is from RefSeq and is a predicted model, not a curated record. The coding region runs from base 1 to 477 and encodes 158 amino acids. Lineage: Eukaryota; Fungi; Ascomycota; Sordariomycetes; Glomerellales; Glomerellaceae. The transcript is spliced from 2 exons.